GUAAACAUUAUUUAAUUUCCUGAUAACACUAAAGCGACUCAUCAUCAUAGAAAUCCCGCAUAUUGAUCCAUGGUUCUAUUAGUUUAGUAGUCGCCGUCACCUGCUUCAGAGAUGAUCCCACGAAUCGUCAUUUCACUUGCAUUUCUGAUCUCUGCGAAUGCGGUGGCCCACGCAACACAGAUUUAUUGUGAUACCAUUACCAAGGAUGACCGCAAUUCUACUAUCAACGACAUGUGCAAGAUUGUGAUAUCGGAUCAAAAAUGGAACACCAGCUCCGUCGACCUAUCUUCUGUGAUACUUCCUAAAUUCGAAAAAUUCAGCCUGAUUGGUAUCAACGGAUCGUUUUCCUUGGAUGACUUCUUCUCGACAAAAACUAGCCUUGAGAAGCUACAUAUCUACGGCUCAGUCAUGCAUGUGAUACAAAUUCCUGCAAAAUUGGAAAGCUUGCUGGUUACAGGGUGUCAAACACGGCAGGUGGUCAUCGCAAACACCGAUGAAUAUAGAUACGGUAUUCACACUCUUGUUCUAGUGGAAAACCAAAUCAGUGAAAUUCCUCAUAGGAUUGAUCAGUUAAUACAAUUGAAGUCUCUGGACAUGGCAAACAAUUUGCUGGAGAAAGUGAAUUUUACUGAGUUCAACGGACUGAAAGAACUGAAUUUUGUGGACUUGAGUUUAAAUCGCAUUCGAGUUGUUUCAAUUGAGAUGGUAGACCUACCUAAAUUACUCAAACUGGAUCUAAGCCAAAAUUUGUUGAAGAGCAUUCCUCGAAAUUUUGGUCAACUACGAGCUCUGGACGACCUUAACUUGAGUUACAACAAAUUGGAAUACGUUGAAAUGAGCCACUUUAACGGACUGACGAAGCUGAAGGUUCUGGAUCUCCAGUUCAACAACCUGCUGAUAGGCUCUUUGGCUCCUGCCAUCUUACCCGCACUGGAAGUUCUACGACUUGAAUCGUGUCAUCUACAGCAGCUGGACUUAUUUGGUAUUGAAAUGCCCAAGCUGAAAAAGUUGUACCUGAAUGACAACAAACUGGAAUACGUGGAAUGGUUCAACAAAGAAGUCUACGAGGGUGCCGGGUUGAACCUGUAUGGCGACCGAAACCCUUGGAAUUGCAACUGGUUACCGGAGAUGCAUCCUCGGGUAAAAUUCGUACGGCAACAAGAUCGAAUAAUUUGCCGGAGGUUCGAAAAGAAUGUGUGCUGCGUCGGGAAUGAUUAUACUACGGAGCGGAAAGCCGAUCGGAGGUGGCAGGUCGUUAAGGAACAGAAUCGGCAAAUUUUUAUGGUAUUGGAAGAGCAACAGGACAAAGUUCGAAUACUGGGAGAAAACUGUGGAAUGAUAGGUGAGCAGUUGGCUGAAAUCGAAAACACACUUGCGAAAGUUAUGAGAGUAGUGGAAGCAAUAGCAGCGAGAGUAGAUUAG
Messenger RNA from Aedes albopictus (Asian tiger mosquito), 1422 nucleotides. RefSeq names its product protein artichoke-like. The transcript is spliced from 2 exons. Gene Ontology annotation, cellular component: extracellular matrix. The record is from RefSeq and is a predicted model, not a curated record. Gene Ontology annotation, molecular function: protein binding. The coding region runs from base 112 to 1422 and encodes 436 amino acids. Lineage: Eukaryota; Metazoa; Arthropoda; Insecta; Diptera; Culicidae.